AUAUUAGCCUUCUUGGCAUUGAAAUAAUGAUCCAUCUUUUCAGACAUCAAGAUUGUGAAUGACUAUGUAUGCCAAAAAGUUACUUUUAUACACUUGUUGGAAAAAAACCUCUACCACCUUUGCUGUUCUGAUUUGACCACACAUCAUAUCACAUCAUAUCAUAUCAUCAUGUUAUGACUAUGACUUAUGUGCUACUUGUUACGAAGCAGGAGCUACCACAACUCGACAUACUACAGAACAUCCAAUGCAAUGCAUUUUAACUAGAGCUGAUUUUGAUUUGUACUAUUGUGGAGAAGCAAUAUCUGUUGAUCAGCCUCAGGCAUAUACUUGUCCAUUUUGUGGAAAGACUGGUUUCACAGAGACUACAUUACAUGAGCAUGUAACAUCAGAGCAUCCAGAUACAUCAUUUGAAGUGGUAUGUCCUGUUUGUGCAGCUCUUCCAGGUGGAGAACCAAAUAAUGUUACUGAUGAUUUUGCAGCCUAUUUGACAUUAGAGCACCGAACUCCAAGAGAUUUAGAUGAUUCCUCUAGUUCUCGUCAAGUUCGUCUAAUACCUCAUCCUGGUAGGGGCAUGAGUAGUGCUCAACCACGUAGGUCGCAAAUGCAGUUUACUUCAAGUGGCUUAUCUUCUCUCUCUCCAGGCAGUCGGGAAUCAAUGGAUCCUAUAGCAGAAUUGCUUUCUCAACUGUCUGGAGUGAGACGAACAUCCAAUCUUGCUCAGUCAUCAACUGCAUCCACCACCACUACACAACUUCAGCAACUCCAGAUGCAGUUACAGUUAGAACGCCAACAAGCUCAGGCAGCUCGGCAACAGCAACAUCAUAUGAUGAGAAAUGUUUUGUUUUGAUGUAUUCUUCCAUCCCUUAAAGUUUGCCCCCUUUUUUUUUGUUUGAUUUCCUACCUAUAAUUAUGGGUUUGUUUUUAGAUAUAAAUCAAUAAUUUAUUACUAUGUGAGAGUUUCCAUAAUUUUCCACAAUCUGAUCUAGAUAAUUUGGUGACUAGAUGGCUGAGGCAGUUAGUGUCAGCCUAACAGUUCAGAGGACCUGAGAUCAAAUCCAGAAAAUUUAAAAAUCCCAGGAAUUUUUCUGGGAUGGUCUGUCCUGGCUAUGCCAAGCUCCAUUCUUAACCAUCUGGCCAUCCAAAUUACAGGCCUGGCUAAACCCAUGAUGGGUAUGAUUAAAAAAGGCCUACAGUGCCUUUUUUUAAUCAUGUGCCUACAAGACAGAAAAAGUUUUUUAAAAAAAUAUCUAAAUUAUUUUGUUAUUUCAGUGGUACUCAUCCAGUUUGCCAUAAACA
Molecule: messenger RNA, 1296 nt
Organism: Centruroides sculpturatus (bark scorpion)
Lineage: Eukaryota; Metazoa; Arthropoda; Arachnida; Scorpiones; Buthidae
Product: E3 ubiquitin-protein ligase KCMF1-like
Exons: 1
Coding region: 245-847 (200 amino acids)
Source: RefSeq, a predicted model, not a curated record